AUGUCCCGGCCUGAGCAUCCUGGAGGCCGGCUCUGGAUCGGGGGCGAUCACCCUUCUGCUGGCGCGGCCGUGGGCAGGGAGGGCAGGGUAGUCUCCUACGACGUGCGCCGCGACAUGAUGGAGCGCGCGAGGGCGAACGUGGCCGCUGCGCUGCCGGACCACCCGCAGCUGACCUUCAGGCUGGGUGACGUGUCGGAAGAGAUCGAGGAGCGGGACCUGGACAGGGUCGUGUUAGACCUGCCGGAGCCCUGGGACGUAGUCCCCCACGCAGGCGACGCACUGGCGCCCGGAGGCAUAUUCGUCAGCUUUGUGCCGACGGUCCUGCAGUUCCAGGACCUUACGUUGGCGCUGAGGGCCGACCGCCGGUUCGAGCUAAUCGAGACGGUCGAGGUCCUCGUGAGGCCCUGGUCGGCUGCAAGUCGCAGCGUGCGCCCGGCCCAGAGGAUGGUCGCCCACACGGGCUUCAUCACCACCGCCCGCAAGUGCGAGCCUCGCCCACCCAGCAAGGCUCAGGAGGACUAA
Geodia barretti is the source of this 522-nucleotide messenger RNA. NCBI's taxonomy places the organism in Eukaryota, Metazoa, Porifera, Demospongiae, Tetractinellida, Geodiidae. The record is from the annotation of a GenBank genome assembly.